AUGCUUGCAAGACCGGGUGGUAUUGGACGAGGGAUUCGGGGAGUGAGGCAUCGGAUUUCUAUGGGGAAAAUGAGUGGAAAUGGUGGGCAGCAGGCGAAGGUGCACGAGAAGAGAGAUGAUUGCCGUCCUAGGGACGGGAUGGAGUAUGCUCGAGGAGGUGCCGUCGAUUACAAUCGAGGUCUGGGUAUCGGGAUGGAAUACGGCAAUAGCAACGCUGUUGGCGGAUGCUGCUACUCGUCUCCAGCUACCGACGACGAACACCUCACGCCGUACUCCCUUGUUUUUGGAGGGGGUUGUGGUGCCGAGAGGGGGACGGAAGCGAAGAUCGAAGGGGAGUUUGGUGGAGAACGUGUUGGUCCACGAAUGGCUACGCUGCGGUUAGUGCCUUCGACACCGCAAGAGGAUUGCGACGAUCAUUUGGAUAGAAUUCAAGGCUUGUAUUAG
Messenger RNA from Pleurotus ostreatus (oyster mushroom), 444 nucleotides. RefSeq lists its product as uncharacterized. Lineage: Eukaryota; Fungi; Basidiomycota; Agaricomycetes; Agaricales; Pleurotaceae. The coding region runs from base 1 to 444 and encodes 147 amino acids. The transcript has a single exon. The record is from RefSeq and is a predicted model, not a curated record.